AUGCAUUGUGGAGAGGUGUCACUCAAGAUCACCGACGAGUCCAUCUCGCAGCUGUACGAACAAGGUGUCAAGGUUCCGUCUUGGGUUCGGUUUGCUGGAAGGGCCAGGUUCAACACAGAGCGAGCCCCCUUGGAGCUACGAGACCUCCUUGCUGCAACAAGUGGCUGUCAAGUCACAGAUCUACGUGACAAGGUAUUUGGGCUGUUAGGUCUUGUAAGCAAUCACCAGGCUUCCGACUUGAGUCCCAAUUACGAGCUGAUGGUACGCGAGGUUUACAUUGGUGUCGCUGCAUACCUGGUUCAAAAGGCUCAUUGUUGUGAUCUUAUUCAGUACGCCGACUCGGGGAAUAGUGUCUAUGGCAUCCCGUCUUGGGUCCCAAUGUGGAAUACAGAUAUGCCGCUGCAGGCUCCUCAAGGCAUAUCCAGACAUAUCCAACAGAUCGAGUUUGACAGCAAAAGUCUGCUCAAAGAGGAAGGACUUAUCGACUGUUUUACAAUACGCAGCAUCGAAGGCUGGCCUCACGACGAAUGCUCACAGUGCAACAGAAAGUACUGUAAACUGGCAGACUCUGAUUCAGGCUUCCUCUCAACCAGGAUAGAGACGGUGUUACGGCUCGACUCGUCAUAUCAGCCGGUUUUCACUGUUUCGACAAAACUUUGGCCAUUGGAACCCGGCGAGUAUUUCACGCACUUCUGGUAUCGGGAAGACGGCCUUAAAAUUGCCGUCAGAACCUUUGGGUGGGCAUUGCGAGAUACGAAGUUCAGCACAGGUAUUCACCUGAUUCGUGUCGAGGGGUGCACUACUUUGUUCCUGGCGCACCAGACUUCUGAUAGCCGACAUUACCGCCUUGUUGCGUCGUGUGUUGCAGCUAUAGUCUGCCCAACUCGAGAGUCUAGACCCAUCGAGACACUCAAGCCCGAUGACCUGCAGCGUUGCUUACAGUUCAUGCCUCUUACAGUCGAAAUGAUCAAGUUCAUAGCAGAGUGGAAGAAAGAAAUACUUGACAUGGCAAUAUCCGGUACAGGAAACAUGGAAAAUGCUUUACCAUUCGACGACGAACAUUCUGACUAUUCCUCCGGAGACGAGCCCGAGAUAUCUGACCAAAGUUGGAAGAGUUGGAUCCCUUUCCUCGGCUUGGAAGAUAGGAAGGUACUGGAAGAGGAUGAGGAACUACAGAAGCAACUUCCAGAUCUAAUCGACUUCUGGCACAAGGCCCACAAAUUGUAUACUGCCGUUCGACAAUGGACGAAGAGUGCAUUGGACGUGUCAGAUCACGUUCGGAGUAUCUUUCGGUUUGCAUACCCUGGCGUGGUUCUGAAAGACCUUCUUAGGAAUUCAAAGAAGUUGGGCAGAAUAUUUAAGAGAAUCACGGGCAAGAAGGUUGUUGUUUUUAAGAGCCUGCCCACUCUUCGGCUGUUACUCGAUCUCUCAGACAACCACCAGGACGGGUGGGCUACAGUGUAUCCACAUCUUCUUUCAGCCCUGGAAGAGGAUCAACAGUUCUUUGAUAAGCCUUUCCCACUGGACCUCGAAGAAAAACACCCCAAGUACAGUAGUAUCAAGGAAACAAUAGAAUGGAAAGCAGUAUUAGAAGGGCUAGUAAGGAACAAUGUAGAGGAAAAGGAGAUAUGCUUUGUUUAG
Fusarium musae is the source of this 1641-nucleotide messenger RNA. RefSeq lists its product as uncharacterized. Bases 1 to 1641 code for a protein of 546 amino acids. The transcript has a single exon. Lineage: Eukaryota; Fungi; Ascomycota; Sordariomycetes; Hypocreales; Nectriaceae. The record is from RefSeq and is a predicted model, not a curated record.